Molecule: messenger RNA, 1955 nt
Organism: Amphimedon queenslandica
Lineage: Eukaryota; Metazoa; Porifera; Demospongiae; Haplosclerida; Niphatidae
Product: tectonic-3-like
Exons: 7
Coding region: 20-1927 (635 amino acids)
Biological process (GO): cilium assembly
Source: RefSeq, a predicted model, not a curated record
UUUAAUUAGAGUGCUCAAAAUGGCGGUUCUUGGCUCUCUUUAUUUUACAAUUGUCUUGUUUAUUUCUUGUAGAUCUCAGAAUACUUCAUCAGUGUUCCCUGGUUCUGGUGAUGAUGAAUCUAGUGUUCUUCUUUUACCCACCCUUACCUCCUCUGUCUUCUAUUUCUCCUCCUCCUCUACUCGCUCCUCCUCUACUAGUAUCUCUACUACUAGUGUUAGUACCAGCAAUCCUUCAGUCACUGUUAUCAAUGCUUCCCCGACUCCAACAAAUUCAGUGCCAACGAUUAAUGAUUUCAAUUUAAUUGAUGAAUUCAGCUCAGUCAGUGACUGUUCCUGUGAUAUUACAGUUUCAUUAUGUGAUGUCUAUUGUUGCUGUGACACUGAUUGUACCACUGACGAUAUAUCAUCUUUUACCAGCUGCAGCAACAUUCAAACUGAGACCUCCAUAAGUCGUUGUCUGCCAGUGUCGGUUUUAUUUCGUACGUCAUUACUAAGUACAAGUGGGUCAGAUCUCUUCUGCAUAUACACUGAUAAUUAUCCUGGCAGAUUAAUGUUCACCCCAUCAACUCUUAUUAAUGAUAUAAACGAUUUUAAUACUCAGUUAUCCUUGUUUCAAAGAACUGGUGACCGGUUGACCACUGUACCUACAUACAUACCAUUGUACCCUCCCAGUAACCCUGGCCAAUAUGAAUCAGGCGAUUUAUUGAGUACCAGCAGUAGAGGGUAUUUAACUUUACCCUCUCCUCUUAACGGAGACCUGUGUCAUGACGGGAACCCAAUCACUUAUCUCAUUGAUCAGAGAUCAGUCUGUUCACGCGUGUUAUCUCAAACUGGAUCAGAUUGCGUUAAUGGAUCAUAUCUUGAUCCUGUCAGCUAUUACGAUAAUAUAUCAAUAUUAGUGAUUUCUGGAUCAGAAUCAACAGCUAAUCAGAUCAUAUCAUGUAAAGACGUUAACAGUCAAUCAGUAUCAUGCUCACGUCCCUAUUAUAAUGGCUCUCACUGCAGCAAUGUGCUGAGGGGUCUGGAGUAUGUGAUAUUUCACAAUGGAACCCAGGGGGUCACACUUGUUAAUAUUAGCAUUACAGUACAGGAUGGUGUCCCAGCUGGUAGUACUGUCUAUCAAGAGUAUUCUGUGAGGUUCAUAUCAGCAGCUGCUAAUGUUUCCGAUUACAUACUAAAGAGGUCAGGGGCUCCAGGAUAUAUUGAUGGGGCUCCAGUUCUAAUGGGACAGUUGGUUGGUGGUACAGUAACUCUACCUCUUCAUGCCAGCAGCUGGUUGACCCUAGCUAGGGGAGGAGGAGGAGGAGGAGAAUGUACUAAUGAAGUUAGAGAAAGUGUCACUUUUCGGGAUAGUAUCAAGACGUCUUGUGUCUUCAGGCUAUCUUCAAGUUCGAUUACUGAUGGUUGUACCAAUGUGUCCACUCAAACUCUUAAUUUAUUGAGAGGCGUGGCAGUGGGUGGAGCCAGUACUAACAUGAUGAUUGGUGUCUAUGGAGACUCUGAUCCGAACAAUGGGACUGAAUGGGUACAGCUGCUUGGCUACUCCGACCUCCCUCCAUCCACUGAUUGCUCGUCUGUCAUUACUGGUAUUCAUUAUUAUUUAUUUUAUUCGUUUGAGGGAAGCAUUGACACGCCCACUGCUUUAAUUACCGGCGGAAAAGUCGAAUACAUAACACAAGACAUCACAUCAACGUGUUUUGGAGCUCAUUGUUCCAAUAAAGUAUCGUUAUAUUCCAGUGUCAGUUUCAUUCCUGUCUACACAGUUCCUGAGACUGUGUUGAAAACUGCAUCCAUUACUGAUAGAACUAAACUACCUAACGAUUUCUUAUACCCGCUCCUAGGCACUAGUGGAGUGGGCGGAGUAGGAGGUGGAGCUAUGUGGAUAAUAAUAACAUUAAUAAGCAUUAUGACAGUAUUUUUUAGCUAAUUAAUUAUUCAUUAGCAUAUUGACCACA